Cherax quadricarinatus is the source of this 1518-nucleotide messenger RNA. The record is from RefSeq and is a predicted model, not a curated record. Lineage: Eukaryota; Metazoa; Arthropoda; Malacostraca; Decapoda; Parastacidae.
AUGUUGCUGCUCCUCACCUUUUCUUCACCUUCACUCCUGGCCCCACUGAGGAUACUCUUGUUUUCUCUGCCUAUUUCCAACUUAUUCACUAAAGCUGGACAUUGCUCUCAGCUGUUGGCCUUGUACAAACUGGUGGCAACGGUGGGAUACCUGCUGCCGUUCUCACCCACUUCUCACAUUUUGGCAGUGAGGUAUGGCAACAGGCUUCCAGGAGAGGAGUGCACCAUGGGCGGGGGUGUGUUGGGGCAUUGUGAGGAGGUUUGGGCAUGCCUGAAUGAUGGGGGCGUGGUAAGGCGUGAGGGUGUGGUGCAGCUGUGUAGGUCGAUUGACGGUGUCUACGUCUGCUGCAGGAAACCUUACCUCCUCGCCAGAGAAUUGUGUGACGCAUGGAGCAGGUACUGGCGGCAGGAGGAAGACCAGAGCUGUGUUGUCGCUAAGCCACUCAUCGUAGGAGGCACCCAAGCGAAUAUUGGAGAGUUUCCACAUUCGGCCAUCAUCGGCACCAAGAAAUGGAACAGACCUAUCAAGUACUUCUGUGGUGGUACCCUUAUCUCUCCUCACUACAUCCUCACCGCAGCACACUGCCUCUUCUUCCCUUCUACUGCAAAGGGACUGACAUUCUGGGCCAAACUUGGAGAACACGACCGCUUUCACGAUUCCUCUGGGACCUUUAUUGAGGUCAUUAAAGGCUCCAUCCCCUCAUCCCUGUAUGGUGCAGCCGAUCUGCAAAGACACCACCUUAGUGGAGUCGUUGAUCCCGUUGAUCUUGCUGCUGCAGAGGUGGACUGGGUACCCUACAAAGUGAACUUCUCUGGCAACCCAGCAGCUGCUACCAAGAGUGAUCCCAUUGAAAUGGCUUCGAUGGAACAAGUUAUAGAGGUGGAGAUGGAGGAGAUUUACCCUCACUAUACUGGCCGAAUGAAUUACCACGAUAUUGCCCUCCUAAGGCUUAAAACUCCGGCCAAGUUCACCAGGAGGGUUUUGCCGGCCUGCCUGCCCCACUACCCACUAGAGGACUACACUGGCAAACACCUCACUGUGACAGGCUGGGGAUAUACUGCAGGAAUCCGGGAGAUGUCAAAGGUUUUGCAGAAGGUGAGAGUACCAGUGGUGGAGCGCCUCAACUGCUCUACCAUAGUGAAGAACCCUUUCAACGUACCUUUGGGCAUCACCCAGGACAUGCUGUGUGCAGGAGAGAGAGACAGAGACUCCUGCCAGGGUGACAGUGGUGGGCCACUGACGGAGCAAGUAGUGAGGAACGGCAGUGCCUGUGAGCACACAGUGGUGGGGGUGGUUAGCUUUGGCCAAGGCUACAACUACUCUCCCUGCGGCCUGAUGGGCGUGUAUACAAGAGUCUCCGCCUACCUCGACUGGAUCACUGGCUUCAUAGCACCCAACACCACCACCACCUACAUGCCUGCAACCACCACCACCACAAGUACAACUACCACCAUGACCCAGACGACUUCUACAAACUAUCUUUAUUUUCUUUAAUUAUAAUCAUAACUAAGUGCUAAA